UAUCACUAUUAAUAAGUGGGAAGAAUUAUUAAUUGAUGAAGAGUUUGAAGAAGAACAAAAUGAUCUUGAUAUUGCUGAUAUUGAUUUUCUUGAUUCAGAAAUGCAUCUUGCUGAAAAUCAAGCUGCAAAAUAG
Scutellospora calospora is the source of this 133-nucleotide messenger RNA. The record is from the annotation of a GenBank genome assembly. NCBI's taxonomy places the organism in Eukaryota, Fungi, Glomeromycota, Glomeromycetes, Diversisporales, Gigasporaceae.